CGAAUCUAGAAUCGAUAGGGCAAGCCGAUUGUGCCCCACCAGGGAUUUGAAUUAUACUCCCGAAAUGUGGGCUCGACACAAGGCACCAGGUCGGCAUAUUCAGCAUUUGUUUACAGUCUUUGGGUGCGCAUCAUUUCAGCGUCUCAUCUUUCCGGAUCUUUUCUUGACUGCCUCUGUUGCUGCGGGACUCACGUACUACAACGUAUUCUUCGGAGGAGCCGACCCAUUUGCUUUCGACACUACUGCUUUCACGAGUUGCUCAAUGGGAAUUUCCGUCCUGGCUGGUUUUCGAUUGAAUUCUAGCUAUGGUCGUUUCAACGAGGCACGAAGAAUUCUGGGUCAAGUUAACAACUCGUCUCGCAAUCUCAUGGGUCAGGCAUGUAUGUUUCUAAACGAAAGAAACAUGCAACGAAUGAAAAGGCUCCUGAAGGCAUAUUCUGUAGCGUUGCAUUUCCACCUCAACACAAAGGGAGGUCACUUCCGACUGAAAAGCACCGAUCCUGAAACGAAAGGAAAGGUUAAUGCAGCUUAUAGAGAUGAGAUGAGAGAAAUAUUCCUUCCUGCCAACGAAAAUCUUAGUGGCAUCGAUACAAAAAUAGUGGCCGAUGCAACUGCUGACUUUGACAUAAUCUGCAAGGCAUAUGAAUCCGGAUCCCAUGUGCCAUUGUUGCUUUCCUCGUUCAUGCGCAAAAUCAUUAUCGACCAUGAAUCAGAUAAUGACCCCAGAUAUGUCGUUGCAAUGACAGAUGAAGUUUCAAAUCUUGUAGAUUGUUUAGGUGGUUGCGAGCGCAUACUACGGACCCCAAUCCCUGUAAGUACGGUACAUUCGCGGGGUUUCGUGACGAAAAUUACUGGAAACUUGUGUCCCCUCACUGAUGGCUCUCUACUCUUAACCUUCACAAUGCGAACAAUAUUAGACCACUUAUACCACUAAUACAAGCCGGCAAGUACCUCUGAGUUGAAUCCUCCGAAGUAUAGACCUUUUGCCACCGGUACUAACAUUUUUGUUUUCAUUGAAUUGACGAUGCAGGUUAAUGAGUUUAUGGAGUCUAACUCUUCCACUUGGAUUGUACCCUUUGACCGGGCCAGAAUGGACACUUCCCCUUUCUGUUGUUCUCUCCUACGUUGUGUUGAGCAUAGAAGAUGUAGGUGUGGAGAUCGAAGAGCCAUUUCACGUUUUGCCAUUUCGACAAUACACCGAGGGUACGUACUGCAGUGAAUACGUCUACAUUCUACUCUAUUUAUAACGCAAACUCGUAAAGAGAAAAUGAGAGAAUAUUGAAUUUGCAUUGUCUUCUAACCUGCCCUUCCCUCAAUCAAUCGAUCUUGGUACAGGGACGGCUGACUCGUUAGACGCGAUUGAGAAAGCCUAUGGUCUCUGUCCGGAGAAUCUAUCCAAUUCGUGAACAAGGAAUGAACUUGCUGGGUCACUCAAUAAAUGCUCCUGAUGAGA
This is a messenger RNA of Pseudo-nitzschia multistriata, 1453 nucleotides long. Lineage: Eukaryota; Bacillariophyta; Bacillariophyceae; Bacillariales; Bacillariaceae. The record is from the annotation of a GenBank genome assembly.